This is a messenger RNA of Anneissia japonica, 24480 nucleotides long. RefSeq lists its product as uncharacterized. The record is from RefSeq and is a predicted model, not a curated record. The transcript is spliced from 179 exons. The coding region runs from base 78 to 23657 and encodes 7859 amino acids. Gene Ontology annotation, cellular component: neuron projection. Gene Ontology annotation, molecular function: protein heterodimerization activity; calcium ion binding; protein homodimerization activity. Gene Ontology annotation, biological process: heterophilic cell-cell adhesion; neuron development. NCBI's taxonomy places the organism in Eukaryota, Metazoa, Echinodermata, Crinoidea, Comatulida, Comatulidae.
GACCUGUCUGUCGCCAACCUUGUCUUAACGGUGGAACAUGUAUUUACCACAGCCAGUGUGCAGGAGGGCGCUAUUGCAUGCUCACGCAAUGUGUCUGUCCGCGUGGUUUCAGGGGAAGACAAUGUGAGAGAGGGUCAAGUCAGUGUAACCCUCCAUGUUCCAAUGGUGGUAACUGCGUCAAUGGUUUGUGUCGGUGUCCCGAUGGUCUCUCUGGCAACAUUUGUUCCCUAGAUGUUGAUGAGUGUUCACGUAACCCCACUUACUGCCAGCAUCAGUGUACCAACACAUUUGGCAGCUUCCAUUGCCAGUGUCGACAAGGCUUUACAUUGAACUCAGAUGGAAGAACUUGCCAGGAGAUUGGUUGUUUCCCGCCUUGUAUGAAUGGAGGAACCUGUGUAAAUGGAAAUUGUGACUGUACGUUUGAAUGGACUGGACCAACCUGCCAACAAGAUGUAAAUGAGUGUCUCCUUGAAAAUGGUGGUUGUCAGUUUGAAUGUCGGAAUCGUCCCGGAGGUUUUGCUUGUCUCUGUCCAUCUGGUUCAUCUCUCAAUGAAGAUAAAAAAACGUGUUCUAGGCCAUGUCAUCCAGCCUGUAGGAAUGGCGGUUAUUGCUCUGGGGGCGCUUGCACUUGUCCAGAAGGAUUAACAGGAAGUUUCUGUCAGUUUGAUACCAAUGAGUGUGUCUCGGGUACUUCAAGUCCAUGUUCUCAUCAGUGUGUGAAUACCUUCGGUAGCUUCAGGUGUACCUGCCCUCAAGGAGAAACGCUAGCAGAAGAUCAAGUCACUUGUUUCUCCCUGUGUAACCCAGCCUGUAAGAACGGUGCACCGUGUGACCAAGGGCAGUGUGUGUGUCCUGCUGGUCUUACUGGUAGUGACUGCAGCCUAGAUGUCAAUGAGUGUCCAGGUAACUGUGCUUUCUAUUGCAACAACACUUUUGGUAGCUACACAUGUAGUUGCCCUUCUGGCUUCCUAUUGGCUGGUGACGGUGUCAACUGUGUUGAUGAGAAUGAGUGUCUGACAACGGGUCAGCGGUGUGAGUAUGAUUGCUUGAAUACGGAUGGAGGAUUCUUUUGCAUUUGCCAAGAUGGAUACCAAAUAGGAGCUGAUGGAUUCAGCUGCAAAGCUGUGGCCUGUGAUCCACCAUGUCAGAACGGUGCCCUUUGUAUUGAUACAACAUGUCAGUGUCCACAAGGCUUCGAAGGACCAUCCUGUGAAUUUGAGCGCCUGUGUAACUCUGAGUGUAUGAAUGGUGGGCGAUGUGUCAAAGGUCUUUGCGAGUGCCUCGCAGGGUACAUCGGCACAUUCUGUGAAGUCCGAACUUGUGAACCUGGAUGUCAAAAUGGUGGAUUCUGUAUUAAUGGUGUUUGUCAGUGUAUCUACGGUUUCCAAGGCAACACAUGUGAAGAAGUCAUUUGUAUGCCUGCAUGUGAAAAUAACUCAACAUGCGAGAAUGGUACUUGCAUAUGUCUGCCUGAGUUUGAAGGUCCAACUUGUGGAGACAAAGUGUGUGUGGAACAGUGUCAGAAUGGAGGCUUCUGUAGAUUUGGAGAGUGUCGUUGCUUGCCUGGAUUUACUGGGAAAUACUGUGAACAACAAGGAUGUCAACCCCAGUGCAUGAAUGGAGGAACAUGUGUGAAUGGCCGCUGUCUUUGUACUGCAUCAUUCACUGGAACCACCUGUGCUGAAUAUGUUCCACCUUGUAUACCAUCUUGCCAAAAUGGUGGUACAUGCAGAAAUCGCCAAUGCAUAUGUGAGGAAGGUUUCACAGGAAUAGAUUGCAGUUUAGUUGUCCCUGGACCAUGCAUACCUCCCUGUCAGAACAAUGGAGUGUGCCAGAAUGGCCAAUGUGUUUGCCAAGAUGGGUAUGAGGGGCCAUACUGCGAGUUGGAAGUUGGACAAGUGUUCCAGCCUUGUGUUCCAAAUUGUGCCAACGGUGGUACAUGUGUGUUUGGAGUUUGUCUCUGUCUUCCUAGCUAUGAAGGACCUAGCUGUGAGGAACUAGUGGCCGUAGUGGAGUUGCUUAUUAUGCCAGGCCAAGAAUUAUUAGCGUCGAAUCAAAUGGCUUAUUGGACAUGCUACAGUAACAUGACAGAGGAAUUACCAGUUUGGCGUGGCCCUACUCAGGAGUACAUCAGUCCAAAGGGCAACCUGGAGAAUCAUGUAUAUUCGGAACCAAUGUCAAAUGGAGAGACUCGUCUGGUCAUUAAUGGAGUCACAGAGUUAGAUGAAGGCACCUAUAGCUGUAGUGCUGGUGGCUACACAGAGAGUGUGAAUGUCAUAAUGCAAAAUAGUUUUACAACCCCACCAACAGUAACUGUUGAACGUUGUGAAAUUGUCGGCUCGCAAGAAUGUCGCGACCUGUUGUAUUUGGAUGCGGUGUUUCCAACAAACUUAGUAGAAGACUCUGAAACUGCUGAAACACUUGUAACAAAAUUGAGCACGCUCGUAGAUUGUCAUAGAGCGAAAGACCUGUUGUUUUGCACUGCAUUCUACAAGCCUUGUGAUCGUAGCGAUACAUCUCUGCUGUUGUGCCAGUCGUUCUGUCGUGAACUUCUUGAUAGCUGUGGCGGAGGGGCAAUAGGUGUCCUCCAACGAGAGCAAUUUCCCAACACACAUGAGUUCCUGAAAGUCUGUGAUGGACUUCCGCAACGGGAUUGCAUUGCCGGUACUAAUCCUGGAUCAGCUACACCGUUCCCAUUCUCGAACUGCCCUCAACCUUGCCGAAAUGAAGGAGUGUGUGUCAGAGGUUAUUGUGAGUGCGUACCUCCAUUCUUUGGACCAACAUGUCAGCAACGUUACACUGUGGACGUGGAGAUUCCAUCUGGUUUAGUAACUUCAGCAGGAGCUAAUUUAACUGUGUUAUGCAAAACAUCAGUGUAUGCUAAUGCCCCGUCCCCAGAGUGGACUGAUCCAAGAGGAUAUCCAAUCAGAAGAAAGGGUCCAACUUCCAAAUCUAGAAUCUACACUGAGGCUGACCCAAUAAAUGGAGGGACUCGUUUAAACAUCAUUGGAUUGAAUCAUGUGGAUGAGGGCCAAUACACUUGCACGGUCGGCAGUGUUGUCAAGUAUUAUAAUCUGUUACUAGUCUUUCAAUCUUGCUUCCCACCUUGUCAAAAUGGUGGCAUUUGUGAGGCAGGGACCUGCAGGUGCCCCUUUGGAUACAGUGGGCCAUCCUGUCGUGACCUCCUUAACCCAAUAACUGUCAACAGCAACUCUGUCAUCGGUGACCCAUUCGCAGGAGGAGAUUUGGCAGUCACCUGCGAGGUGUCCAACCCAGGUUCAACACCGCCAUAUUGGCUGGAUAACACAAACCGUCGUGUACCAGAACUUCGACAAGGACCAAGCAACCGAUUGUACUCUCAGGUAGUUGAUGGUUACACGACAAAGCUACACAUCAAAGACAUCCAGCUGUCUGAUGCCGGAAUUUACACCUGCGUAGCUGGAAGAUUUCGACAGUUGUUCAAUAUGACCGUCAGAGCCCCUAUCGUCCAGUGUAUUCCAUCAUGUCUUAAUGGAGGUAAUUGUGUUAAUGGUCAGUGCGUCUGUCUCCAAGGCUUCACUGGAAACUUUUGCCAGCAAGUACUGGCCCGUCAGUGCAUACCAUCAUGUUUGAAUGGAGGCAACUGUAUUCAAGGACAAUGCAGAUGUCUACCUGGUUACACUGGUAGCUAUUGCCAGCAACCUAAUCCAGUUAAUGUCCCUACUAAUAUCAUCUCUGAAGGAAGUCCUCUUGGUGGAGAUGUUACCAUCAACUGCGAACUGUCUCGUGCUGGACCAGCACCACCGAUAUGGAUUGACAGCCAGAACAACAGGGUCGCAUCAAAAUCACUGAGCAACUCUCACAUUUACAUAGAAGUCCUCAGUGAUAGAGCCACAAAGUUGGUGAUAAAGAACAUGCAAGCAAGAGAUGCUGGCCUGUACACCUGUAUAUCAGGAACAUUUAGACAGGUGUUCAACCUAACAAUAGAAUCCGGAGGACCAUUACGUUCCUGCUUUCCCAAUUGUCGAAAUGGAGGCAUCUGCCGGGAUGGUGUCUGCCUUUGCCCAGCUCAGUUCACUGGAAGCUACUGUCAAACACCAACUUCACCAUCUUCAACUUUUUCCAUCUUGAUAUCCGCAAGUGGUAACAAUGUCCGUCCAUAUGCGGGCUCAUCUGUGUCGUUCGUCUGUGAAAUGCGAGAUGUUGAUGUAGCAUCCCUACUGUCGCUACAGGCACCCACCUGGUAUGAUAAGCAAGAAAGAGUUAUUGGUCCCAAAGAAUCAGAUGCUACCCGAGUAUAUGUUGAGGAGAUGUCACGCACAGCAUCUCGCUUGGUGUUUAGUUACCUCACAAUUCCAGACGAAGGACAGUACAAGUGUGUCAUUGGUCCACAAACAGCUAUUGUCAACGUAACAGUUGAAAUUGAUCCUAACAACUUCUGUAUCCCGGACUGUAUGCAUGGUGGUCGGUGCAUAGGAGGCUCAUGUGAAUGCCCACCAGAGUACGGAGGCUCGAUCUGCCAAUUCGAAGUGAAAACCGACUGUUCAUUGCCUUGUAUGAACGGUGGAUUCUGUAGCACAGGCAAGUCCUGUCGAUGUCCCCGUGACUACUUUGGACCCCAGUGUAAUUUCAAAUCUGUACGUGGUAGGAUGAUCAAUAUUAUUCCACAAUACAUCACCGCACCAGACCUAGGUGCCGACAUCAGUCUUGUGUGUGAGGUGAAACAUUUUACCACAACCCCAAAAUGGUUCACACCUGAUGACACACUGAUUCAACCUAGAGUAGCAGGUGACCUCGAAAGUGAUGUGUAUAUAGUGAACAUGACACCCACUAGAGUUCAACUUUAUAUUCAAAACAUUCAGCCAGGAGACACGGGAUCAUACACUUGCCGAGUGAAUUCUUACGACAACCAGUUCAUCAUUCAACUUAGAGACUCAUCUUGUUCCAAGCCUUGCCUCAAUGGAGGAGUAUGUGUUAGUGGAAGGUGCCAGUGUGUUGGCCCUUUCACAGGUCUACAGUGUCACAUCAGAGUUGUAGCUAGUGAGUGUCCUGCUCCCUGUCUCAAUGGAGGGCGCUGUGUCAAUGGUCUAUGCCAGUGUUUAACAGAUUUCAGUGGUGAACGUUGUCAUCUUAGAGUUGCAGCUGGCUACAUAGUCAGUGUUAAUCCCAAUACUCUGGAUGUACCGCAACUUGGCACCCGUCUUAACAUCCUCUGUGAAGCCAAUGGCAACAGCCAACGUUUGACGCAACCACUUUGGCAAGGACCGCAGGGAGACAUCAUUCUACCACAGAGAAGUAUUAAUGACCGUGUGUACACCCAGGCAAUAUCCUCAACAGGAACGAACCUAGUCAUUAAUAAUGUACAAGCAUCAGAUAUGGGAAGCUACACCUGUAUUGUUGGUACACUGACAAACGUCUACCCUGUCCUUGUCGAAGAUCCUGGAUGUCCACUUGGAUGUGACAAUAGUGGACAGUGCCAGUAUGGGCGUUGCAUCUGCCCAAGUGAAUACGCAGGAACACGAUGCCAGUUCAGAGUUACCGAAUGCCGCCUUCCAUGCAAUAAUGGUGGCAUCUGUCGCAGUGGUCUGUGUAUUUGUCCUCCAGGAUUUACCGGUGAAAUUUGCGAAACACGUCUAAGUGAUGAAUAUAUCUUUACCAUCGAGCCAAACAUCAAAACCACACCCUACCCUGGUGCAGACCUCGAAUUCUCAUGUGAGGUUAUAGGUGAUGGACGAUAUGCCCAACCUUACUGGACAUACCAGAAUGGACAACGUGUUGGCCCAUAUGGAAUAGGCAAGCAUAUUGGAAUUCAAGCUGAAUCUAGUAAAGUAACAACACUCAUCGUGAAGAAUGCCACCGAAGAUGAUUCAGGAAUUUACACCUGCUGGGUUGGACAAGAUGACAACCGAUUCAAGAUACAGGUGUACGAGCGCCCUUGCCUACAACCGUGUCAAAAUGGUGGUAAAUGCGUGCACAGUGUCUGUGAAUGCCCGGCGGAUUAUAGUGGCGAAUUUUGCACUAUCAAACUGAACACCUGCCUACAACCAUGUGAGAAUGGUGGAACAUGUGUGGAUGGGAGAUGUGUCUGUGCAGAAGGUUAUUCUGGUGACUUCUGCAGCAUGCAAGCAUGUGAUCCACCAUGUGAGAAUGGUGGCAGGUGUCUUGGUCCAGACAUUUGUGUUUGCCGUGCUAAUUUUGCAGGCAGUUACUGCCAGCAUUCAGUGCAAGGAGUAAGAGUGCAAAUCACAGGGAUCCAUUCGGAAGUGCCAUCAAUCGGUGAUGAGGUCAGCUUCAUCUGUGAGGUAAUAGGAAGUAGCCGACUACCUCAUCCUGAAUGGAGGGAUCCACGAGGCCUGUUAAUCCCACGGUUAGCUUCAGAUGCAAGCCAAAGAGUUGGAGUGCUAGUGAAAUCAGCAACAUCAACAGAGCUGGUAAUUCGAACCAUUUCAUUGGAUGACACAGGAACCUACUCAUGUUCCGUCGGACCUCUGAACCAGUACCUCACUAUCAAUGUCAAUCAACAAGCAAGGAUAUGCAUACUUCCAUGUGCCAAUGGAGGGCGCUGUGUUUCAGGUGUUUGUGAAUGUUUGGCCGGCUUCUCAGGAACUUACUGCAAUAUCAGAGAGGGUACUGGCUUCAAACUGAAGAUUCAACCUCAAACGAUUCAGACGCCACUUAGCCGAGGAACCACCUUUAAUAUGGUGUGUAGCAUCGAGGGUAAGAAUAAUAUACAGCCACCAAGAUGGACUGCACCAGAUGGUCAAUAUAUUGAGGAACAGAGGCAAGGUGUCUACCAACGAGUGUACACACAACCAAUCAGCAACUCGGCUACACGACUUGUGAUGACCGAUCUUCAGGACACUGAUUCUGGCAUUUAUAACUGUUUAAUUGACUCUUUACCAAACUCCUUCACUGUUCUCAUCAAUGUUGAAGGCUGUACCAAACCAUGUCUCAAUGGAGGAAGAUGCAUCAACAGCAAUUGUAAAUGUCCACCACAGUUCCAAGGAGGACACUGUCAAUACCAUGCAAUACCAUCUGAACUACCCGACUUGGUUGGAAGUGGUAUUUAUACACUUGGAGAGCCAAUGAAUGUCACCUGCCAAUUGAACCCCCGUAGAGGCGCCCCUUCCCCUGUGUGGAUAGCACCAAAUGGACAGAUUGUCAACCCAAUUGGGCUAGGUGGGGAUGAACACCUCCAUACUGUGAUGUCAUCACCAUACAGCAGCACAUUGGUCCUCAGUGAGGUGCGUAUUAGUGAUACCGGUACAUACACCUGUAGAACAGGAAACACAAUCAACACUGUCAAGAUCCAGUUCAAACCAUCAACUCUGUGUUUCCCACCUUGUGUAAAUGGCGGAGUCUGUAUUGGUACCCGAUGUCGAUGUAUGCCUGGCUGGGAAGGACCUGCUUGCUCUCAGAGAGAGACAGCAAAAGGUACAAUUAAGUUGACCCCAAGUAGAACAGGAGUUGCAAUUGGCGAUACACAUGAUGUCAUAUGUGAAGUGAUUGGUGUUCGAUUAACAACCCGCCCUCUAUGGUAUGGCCCCUUUAAUAGCAUCAUUGGUCCCCAACAAUCAGGCACAGAGAGAGUUUACAUCGAGAACUUGAGUCCUACAGUUACCAAACUUGUCAUCCGUAACCUUCAGCCUGAAGACCAAGGCACAUACAGGUGUGAAGCAGGUCGUGUACAGGUCAUCUACGAACAAUUGACUUCACUAGUUGGCUGUAGAGAACCUUGUCAAAAUGGUGGAACAUGUGCAGGCAGUUUAUGCCGAUGUCUCCCAGGUUAUGGUGGUGAAUUUUGUGCUCAACAAUUUGCAUGCACCCCAUCUUGCCUCAAUGGCGGUGUAUGUGUCGAUGGUAGCUGUCUUUGUCAACAGGGCUUCCACGGCACCUCGUGUACGGAAACAUAUGUUGAUGCCCCGAUGCGAGUAAACCAGAUAGGCGGUGGUCCGGUGCAGGUGGGCGCUGUUGUCAGCUACAUAUGUGAGGUUAUAGGAGUUGCUGCUGUUGAAACACCAAGAUGGGUUGGACCAAGUGGGGAACCAUUAACAUCAGGAGGCAGAAUUGAAAUCUUGCCAAGAGGAAGUAACAGUGUUGUCCUCGUCAUAAAUGGAUUGCAGACAAGUGAUGCUGGCCGCUACGUUUGCGUUGUUGGAACACUCCGCUCCACAUUGAACAUUGAUAUCGGUGUGCCAUGUAAUCCAAGUUGUGAAAAUGAUGGUACUUGUAAUGAUGGAGUAUGUGAAUGCAAGCCAGGUUAUGAUGGUGGUCAUUGCCAAGUAACAGAUGCUGAAUACUUCAUCACAAUCACAACUGUUGACAACGUCAUCCCUGUGAUUGGUCAGGACAUCAGCUUCCUCUGUGAAGUCACAGAAAACCCAACACUUGGCAGCCCACGAUGGUUGAAUCCAGACCGCUCCGAGAUCAAACUGCUAGGCUUCAGUGGCGAUCAGCACAUACACAUUGAGGAGAUAUCACCCACCGCUACAAAACUUAACAUCCAGGGCUUGCGAGCAGAUGACGAAGGCAUGUACAUAUGCGCUGUGAGCCAUAUUAGCCGCGAGGUCUCGGUCAACCUAUUAGAGGAAAACUGUCUUCUCCCAUGCUUGUAUGGAGGAACUUGUGCUGGAGGGGAUUGUAUCUGUCCACCAGGUUUCAUAGGGGAUCAGUGUCAAACAACAGAGCAAGGAUUUGUAAUCCGCUUUACAACUCCAUCUGAAAUUGAGCUUCAGUUGUACGGUGAUGUAGAGUACGUCUGCGAGAUUGCUUCUGUGACAGGAUUCCGCAAUCCAAAAUGGAUUGCACCGGAUGGAACUGUAAUCAGCACAAGAGGCACCAACACUCGGCAAUACAUUGAGUACUCAACGCCAACCUCCACUCGUCUCGUCAUCCAAGGACUGCAGCUCCAAGAUCAGGGUAUCUACACCUGCAGUGUGGGAUCUAUCAAUGACACUGUACCAGUUGUAUUAGAUGUUGGAGAUUGUAAUCCUUCUUGUCAAAAUGGCGGACAAUGUUUGGAUGGUACUUGCCUCUGUCCAGCUGGUUUCUAUGGCAGCCAGUGUCAACAUCUUGAGUCGCCUCAUGCCUUGACGAUCAUCCCACCUUCUACUCUACCUGAGAUUGGGGAAACAGUCUCCAUCAUCUGUAAUGCACCAUCACCAGGCAGAUACCGUAAUCCACAAUGGUUCUAUCCUGACGGAAGACCAGUACUCAUGAAGUCUGAAGGAGCUGGAAACGUUUUUGUUGACCUCCUCGGGCCAUUCUCAACCAGACUGACACUAGAUGAUAUUAAAGUUGAGGAUCUUGGAGCCUAUAAAUGUGAAACCGGACCUCUGUCCUCGGUCUACACUGUCCUUGCUGAAAACACUCGUGAUUGCAGCACACGUCCUUGUCAAAAUGGCGGUACCUGUUACCGUGGUGUUUGCACAUGCCCAGUAGGAUACACAGGAACACAAUGUGAAACCGAAUUGCAAUCAUUGCGAGUUAAGAUCACCCCACAAACCAGUCUCCGUGAAGGACAAGACCUUAUACUGCAGUGUAAUGUUCCUGAUGCAAGUCCGUUCAAGGAUCCUGAGUGGAGAACUCCAUCUGGUCAAGUCAUACGUCCACUCAACCAAGGUGGCUCAGAAUCGAUGUUUGUUCAGGCUGUUACUCUAACAAGUUCCACCCUGGUUAUAAAGAAUGUGAAUGCAAGAGACAGUGGGGCCUAUUUGUGUAAGGCCGGCCCACUACAGGCUGAAUACACCUUCACACUUACAGAUACCUCAUGUAGUCCAGCCUGUAUCAAUGGUGGAACUUGCGCUAAUGGUAAAUGUGUCUGCACAAGAGAUUUCACUGGGAUUGCCUGUGAGAGGGAAGAUUAUGUGAUUCGCAUUUUGACUCCUGACUUGUUGGAUUCUCGGGAGGGUACUAACAUGACAUUGGUUUGUGAGCUUCCUUCCAACAGCUUCUUCCGCAACCCAUUAUGGUAUGACAUCCUCUCCAAUGUGGUGCCAACACUUGGUUCUGGGGACAAUGAGCGAGUUGCUCAGGAGGCACUGUCACCGCUUACAUCAAAACUCCACUUUACCCCCCUCCACCAGACAGACACCGGUACUUACACAUGUAUGGCAGGCCGUUUCCGAGAUGAAUACGACUUACGAGUGAAUGCUAUUCCAUGCAGUGAGGAUUGUAUGAAUGGUGGACUCUGUAUCUUUGGUAGAUGUGAAUGCUUACCAGGGUUCAAUGGUGACAGCUGUGAAACUCCAGGUGAUGUAACGCUUGUUAUUACUGUGAAGGAGAUUACUGGUAAAGAACCAGUAGCCGGUGAAGACGUCCGCUAUUCCUGUAAGGUAUCAGAGACUAGUGGGUUCUUAAGGCCAACAUGGUAUGGACCCGAUGGUCUGGAGGUAGAACCUAUAAGUGGUGGUAACUAUCACAUUGGCAGUGAUCUUAUAACUCUCCACGAGAGCCACCUGUCCUUCCGUGGUCUCAGUUACAGUGAUAACGGUAAUUACUCAUGUGUGGCAGGGCCUAUGAGGUAUAUCCACAACCUUGUUGUUCUAGACCCAAUUAUUCCAGUCACUACGGAAGAGCCAGAAUUCAUAGUAGUUGAAGAAUACAUGAAGAAUGAGUCAAUUUCCCUCGGUGCCCAAGCCGUUUUCAUGUGCCGUAUUGUUGGCAAUCCACCUCCAGAAUACAUCUGGUUCAAAGAUGGUGAACCUGUCAGUGAAGAAGACCCAGCAUUCCUGAUCAUGACAUUUGACUGGGGUACUAUGAUGACCAUUCAUACUGUACAGAUUGGAGACAUUGGAGAGUAUAGAUGUGAAGGAAUGAAUAAGGUUGGAAUGAGAUCUGUCAUUAGUAAUCUGGAUGUAUCAGAAGCACCUUGCUUCCCAGCUUGUUUGAAUGAAGGCAGAUGUAUUCUGGGAGAAUGUAUAUGUGCUGAGGGCUACACUGGAAGCUACUGUCAAUCUGAAAAAGUAUGCAUAUCCGAAUGCUUGAAUGGUGGAGUUUGUCAGCUUGGCAAGUGCUUCUGCGCCAAAGGUUACACCGGUGACAUCUGUCAGUUAGAGAAAUCAUGUGAACCAGAAUGUGAAAAUGGUGGUGUAUGUUCACUUGGAGAAUGUAUUUGUGCAGAUGGCUUCAAAGGAGAUGCAUGCCAAACAGCCAUCUGUCUGCCAGCUUGUCUUCAUGGUGGCAACUGUACAGGCGGUGCAUGUGUUUGCAGCCCAGGAUACACAGGCAGUUACUGUCAGACAGAAGUACAAUGCGAGACAGAGUGCAUCCAUGGAGAAUGCAAGCUAGGUAGAUGUGUCUGUGACGAAGGGUAUGAAGGAAGGGCUUGCGAAACAGAGAAGCCAUGCCCAUAUAUCUGUCUGAAUGGUGGUGUCUGCCGGAGAGGGUUCUGUGUAUGUGCAGAAGGAUAUGAGGGCUUGCAGUGCUUGCAAGAACUGGAGUGUGAAGAGGAAUGCCAAAAUGGUGGUGAAUGUUCGGCUGGCAGAUGCAUUUGUGUCGAAGGCUACAUUGGAGAGUUCUGUCAAACUGAGAAGCCAUGUAAUAGAACAUGUGCCAAUAGAGGAACCUGUGAUAAGGGCAAGUGUGUUUGCCAGCUGGGCUACUUGGGAGAUUUCUGUCAAUCAACAGAUCCUACUGCAGUAAUGGACAUCAAGGCUGUUAAUGGAAAGCAACCAAUGAUGGGAGGUGACGUCAGUUAUGACUGUAAUAUAACGGAGGAUAGCCCCCUCAUUGAUCCCGUUUGGAUGACACAGAAUGGUGAAUUGGUUUCUGAAGAUGCAGGUCGUGUGCAGCUGAUCAAAAUGUCACCUAAGCAAGUACGAUUAACCAUAACAGGAUUGAAAGAAGAGGAUGCUCGUAAUUUUAUCUGUGUAGCUGGCCCAAUGCGCUCCCCUCUGAACAUGGUUAUUGAUGAUAGUGUAACAAUCGUGGCUACAGAAGCCCAAGAAAUUGCUCUAGGAGAAGACAUCAACCUGCUCUGCAAAGUCCCAGCAGAAGAUGUCAUUGAAAGACCAAAAUGGCUGGACAGUAAUGAUGUCACCAUUGAAACACUAGAGGGAGGUGCAACCGAUCAUGUUUUUGUUGAGCAUGUGUCAGAUUCUGUCACCAAACUUGUGAUCAACCGUGUACAGUUAGCUGACCUAGGAACAUACACGUGUAUUGCUGGUGCAGUCAGGAAUAACUUUGUUUUGGAUUUCGAACCACCUGUAUGUAUAUUGUUGUGUAUGAAUGGCGGGUCAUGCAUCCAAGGAACAUGUCUCUGUCCCGAAGGUUUCACAGGCGAUCAAUGUCAAAUACCAGAUGUGUAUAAGAAAGUAUCUCAAGAUAGUCCUUACAAUCAGCCUAUAUGGCUCAACUCCCAGGGCCAAAGAAUUCCUACUGAGGAAGCAGCAGAAGGGGCACGUAUAUAUACUGUAAGUGUCUCCCCUCAGGUCACUCGACUUGUCAUUCAUGACCUGCUUGACACGGAUGCAGUUGGAUACAGGUGUGUGACUGGACCACUCAAAUAUCCAUUUGUUGUCAGUGUUGAUGAAACACCCUGCAUCCCAGGCUGUCAAAAUGGAGGCACAUGCUAUGAAGGAAUUUGUGUCUGUCCAGAAUUGGCUAGAGGCGAUUAUUGUCAGAUAGAAUUGGACAAUAGCCUAGUCAAGAUCCUUAUGUCCAGCCCUGACCCUUACAUUGGAGAAAGUAUCGACAUCAUCUGCGAGGUCUCCAUGAACAUAUCUUCAGAUGCAGCUCCAGUCUGGAGGAACCCGUUUGGACAAAUUAUUGAAAAGCACUCCAACAGAGGUGACACUACCACCCACAUGAGCUCUGAGUUUCUCACACAAUACACAACUCGUCUUCACAUUGAUCGAUUGCAGUUUGAAGAUUCCGGAUUCUACACCUGUGAAGCAGGCCCUCUAUCAAAGAAAUUCAACUUUACGGUCAUCGAUCAUCCAUGUGAUCCAACAUGUGUGAAUGGCGGUAAAUGUGAGGAUGGCAAGUGCACAUGCCCACUCAAAUUUGUUGGUGAUGCUUGUGAAAACGAACUUGAUUACCUUAUUCGCAUCAAUACAAUUGAAGGAGAGAACAUGGUAAUUGAGACGGACAUGACCCUUGAAUGUGAGUUACCUGAAGAAGGAACACAAACACUUCCAAAAUGGUUUUCACCAAAUGGCCAAGAAAUCAAACCAAGCCAAGGCGGAAGUAACCGUAUCAAAGUUAGUCAGUUGUCAGCAUACAAGUCUGUAUUAUUGAUCCGGAACUUGGAAGAGAAUGAUUCUGGAACCUAUGUCUGCCAGGCUGGUCCACACCAGGACUCUGUAUCUGUCCUCCCCAGAGUUCCUCCCGUGAUCGAACCAUUUGGAGGACCAGUAAUCUUGAAAGAAGGUCAGCAGACACGCUUGACUUGCUCUGUUAUUCGUGGUGAUCUCCCUGUUGAAAUCACUUGGUAUAAAGAUGGCCAAGUAAUUACAGAUGGUGAUGGACUUACUAUCAUUGACUCGGGGUACAGCGGUGCAUUGUCAUUGGUGGAUGCACAAAUGCAUCAUACGGCAGAAUACACAUGUAAUGCUAGAAAUGAUGCUGGCAGUGUGAACAGUACAACACCACUUAUUGUAGUUGAACCUCCAUGUGAACCACUAUGUAUGAAUGAAGGAGUUUGUAAAGAUCAAGUGUGUCACUGUCCAGAGAGAUAUGUUGGACUUGCUUGUGAAAUACCAUUGCCUUACCUGAUCCAGAUUGAGAAGUUGUAUGAUACGCCACUGCAUAUCGGUACUGAGGUGGUUUUACAGUGCAAUGUACCUGAUGCUGGAAGGAACUUUGACCCCGAGUGGUAUGAUGCUAAAGGUGAUCCCAUAGAGACUCAAGAAGAAGGCUCUGGACUUUCCGGAGGAGCCACAUUCCAGAGGAUCACAACAGAGGCAUUGAACAGGUUCUCCACAUUACUGACAAUCUCUCCGCUGAUGAUGGAAGAUUCUGGCAAUUAUACCUGCAAAGCUGGACAAUAUGAAGAGAAGUUUGAUCUUAGAGUUUCAGAAAUUCCAUGUGAACCUCUUUGUUUGAAUUCUGGUCAGUGUGUUGAUGGAGUUUGCCAAUGUCCCCCACAGUUUGUGGGAGAUUCAUGUGAGACUGAAUUACCAUUCUUGAUUCGAAUUGUGCCUCUCUUUGAGCCUCCAUCGUACAAAGGUACAGUGGUUGGCCUUAGAUGUGAGUUGCCACAGGAAGGAGGACAACAAAACCCGGUUUGGAUGGAUCCACAAGGAAACAUAUUGACUGAGAGUUCAAACAUUGAAGGUAUUGAUGUUGAUGUUCUGUCACCGUAUGUGAACAUGCUGAUGUUUAGGUCUCUCAAGGAUCAAGAUGCUGGUGUUUACACCUGUGUGUCAGGCGACAAUGCGGACUCAUUCAACAUCGAAGUCCACGAAAUUCCAUGUGAGCCAGCCUGUCAGAAUGAAGCUCCAUGUGUAGAUGGAUUGUGUGUUUGCCCAGAUAUGUUUGUUGGAACAUCAUGUGAAACACGACUUGAAUAUCUUGUGCGUAUCAAGCCACUAUUCGAGACGCCAUUACAUGAAGGACGUGAUGUGGUUCUACAGUGUGACCUCCCAUUCCAAGGUCGUCAUAGGAACCCUGUGUGGCAAGAUGGUAAUGGAAACCCAGUUCAGACAAGUGAGUUUGUUCAGAUUGAUGAACUCUCAGCAACAAGUUCUCUGUUGGUUUUGAAAUCAGCCAGUAAAGAACAAUCAGGCAACUAUGUGUGUGUCGGUGGUCCUCAUACAGAUCAGUAUUACGUUAACAUUACUGAGGCUGCAGAACCCCUCUGUCAACCCCCCUGUGUAAAUAAUGGAGUGUGCAACAACGGCUUUUGCCAGUGUGAGGGGCUGUUUGGUGGCAAAACAUGUGAAACCAUUUUGGACUGGGAUAUCACCAUAACCGAUCCUUUAGGAGAGGCUCCAACAGAAGGGGAAGACACCCUAUUGAUUUGUAACGUCAACCCAGAGAGCAACUACCCGAACCCUGUAUGGUACAACCCACAAGGUCAAAUAAUUGACAGAACUGAAGCCAAUCGCAUCAAAGUUGAGCCAAUAUCUGACUUCUCAUCUUUGUUAACGAUCCGAGAUGCUGAGUUUGGAGAUUCUGGUGAUUACAGAUGCUCAUCUGGUCCCUAUGAGACAGAAAUGAAUAUUAGUAUCGUGAAAAAGGUGUGUGUUGACCUCUGCUUGAACGGUGGAGAGUGUGUCGCCGGAAAAUGCAAGUGUAUCAAAGGAUUUAUUGGAGAAUAUUGUCAUAUACCUGAUUACACUGUUCGUGUUGGUGAGGAAUUUAAGCAAACACCAAUUGAGGGUAAAGAUCUGUCAUAUUUGUGUGAAAUCCAAGGCAACUCUCCAGGCAACGGCAUCACAUGGCUAGGGGAGGAUGGACAAGUCAUUGGACCAGCUGAAGGUGAGGAUAGUACGAUCUACACAGAGAUAGUAUCACCAACAGCCUCCAGGCUCCUGAUCAAGGACUUUGAGAGUGCAGACGCUGGAACAUAUGUGUAUUUUUGCAACAUAGUUGGCAGACCAUUUAGUGUGAGUAUUCAUAGCCCUCCAAACCAGAUCCCAGGUGUGGACUCGGCUGUCAGUUACACCUGUGAGGUACCAGAGAACAGUGAGUUCAAAGACCCAGUGUGGGUAUCACCAGAUGGCUCAAGGAUACAAGAUCAGUCCCCUGGUAUUAAUGAUGAUAUGUACUCGGAGCGAAUAUCACCAACAGAGACGAAGUUAAUAAUUAGUAGCCUGACUGAAGAUGAUACUGGCCUAUACACUUGCAUCGUAUUUCCAUUCGCAACCAACUUUAAACUUGAUUUGUACCGAGAGCCACCUUGUCAUCUGCCUUGCCGUAAUGAUGCGCCAUGCAUUGACAAUAAAUGUGCUUGUAGGAAUAAGUAUUCAGGAAACCUCUGUGAAGUACUAAGUGAAAAGAAAUUCAAGUUGCGCUUAGCAGGACCAGAAAAUCCAGUAAUUGGCGAGCGUGUAACCUAUACAUGUGGCCUACAAGGGAAGGGUCCUAAGAACAUCAAGUGGUAUGGACCAGAUGAUAACAUAGUCUCAGGUGAUGCAAGUGCAAGUGUAAGCGCAAAAAAUCUCAAUAAAAGAACGAUUCAGCUGAGCUUCAAGAGCUUACAAGCGUCAGAAGCUGGUAAAUAUACGUGCAGGGCAAACAAGGUCACCAAUACUCUUAACCUGGUUCCUCAAGAUCCUGACGCCGUGUGUGGAGAACCAUGUGCCAAUGGUGGCACGUGUGUUAAUGGCUUCUGUGAAUGUGCAGAUGGGUUCUCAGGAGAGUUCUGUAACUUCAAAGCGGAUCCACAAGGCUCAGGAAUAACAGUGAGUGUCAUUCCUGGCAUUGAACAAGUGCCAACAAAAGGAAGUAAUGUCACUUUCAAGUGUGAAACAACUGCAGAGGGCGGAAGCUCAGAACCAGUAUGGGUCAAUCCUUAUGGUACAGUCAUUGAGGAAACAUCAAAUGACGGAACUUAUAUUGAGAAAGUAUCAGCAACCACUACUAUACUGCAUAUCAGCCAGAUAAGUCUCGAUCAUACUGGUGAUUACACAUGUGUAUCUGGACCAAUCACAGCUAACUAUUUUAUUGAUGUCACAGAUCCUGUAUGUAGUCCUAUGUGUGAGAAUGGUGGUACUUGUGUAGCUGGUCAAUGUGUUUGCAGUGAAAGUUACUAUGGAAAUACUUGUGAAAACAUAGCUGAAAAUGAAUAUUCAAUGGAUAUCAGUCUUGUUGGAACAGCUCCAUUUGUUGGUAACUCUAUUGCACUGGUUUGUGAGAUAACUGGAAAUAACAGACCACAAUAUCCUACAUGGAGUUUAGCAUCAGCCCUACCAAUAGAUCCAAGACUGACUGUAGAGACGCCAGGCCCAUAUGUCUCCAUCUUGAGGUUCAGACAGCUCCAGGAAUCAGACCAAGAUGUCUAUGUAUGUAGUGUCGGUGGGUUAGAAAGAAGACACAAUUUGAGGGUUUAUGUUCCAAGUUGUGCAGACCCAUGUGAAAAUGGAGGGUUGUGUGAAGAUGGUGUUUGUAGAUGUACUCCUUACUACCGAGGACCACAAUGUGAAUUCCCCUACGUUGAGGAGAAACCAUUUGAUUUGACCAUCACCCCAAGUUCGUCUGAAGACCCAACACCUGGUAGUCGUCACACCAUACUUUGUAGAGCAAGUGAUGGUGCCAGAACCCCUCCCGUAUGGACCGAUGCGGUUGGAAAUGUUAUUGAAAGCUCUGAUGAAUUCUCAGGAUCUGGGGAACCAGGCUCCGGAGUUGAUUUAGGUUCUGGUGACAUUGGAUCUGGGCUUCUUGAUGUCGGUGAUCCCCCAGAUAGAGUGUACACACAGAGGCUAGAUGAUGGUUCCAUUCGUCUUGUGAUAAAUAACGUGGAAGUACGUGACGCUGGCCUUUACAGGUGCACGUCCAGUGACAAGAGUGAGCCUCAUGUGCUUAGAGUCAAAAAUGAUUUGGCUAAUUUACGAAUUGAAAGUGGGAGAGGAGAUGUGGUAGCCCUUGGUAACGAAAUUACAUUCCUGUGCAUCGCUAGUGGUCAAGAUGGCAUAGUAAACCCGAAAUGGAUUAGUCCAAAUCAAAGAACUGUCUCGGAAACAAGAACAGGACAGCAAAUGUUUGUGACCAAGUUAUCAGAUCGAGAAACUAGGCUAACGAUCAGCAGUCUGCAACAAUCAGAUGAAGGCUUCUAUACAUGUACAGCAGGGCCAAUCUCACGUGUAACAGUUGUCCAAUUACCAGUUUGCACCCCAGCAUGUUUGAACGGUGGUACGUGUCAGAAUGGGGUUUGUCAGUGUCCUGAUGGCUAUUUCGGAGACUUCUGUCAGAAUCAAAUCUUGCAUUGUAAGCCAGGCUGCCAAAAUGGGGGCACAUGCUUUAAUGGCUACUGUGACUGUACGCUUGGAUUCCAUGGUGUUUUCUGUGAACAAGAAGAUGUGAAUCCUCUAUCGAUGACGAUUGUUCCUCAGCAAGGAAAGAUCAUCUACAGUGGGGAGACCAUCACCUACGUUUGUGAGAUAACAGGUGGAGAUAGCAACAACGGCCUUAGUAUCACUUGGCGUGGACCAAAUAGAGGAAGGUUAUCUCCAGGUAGAUCAGGAGGUGAAGAUCGUGUUUAUGUUGAAGCAAUGGCGCCAACUGUAAGUCGUCUUGUGAUACAGAACGUAAAUACAGGAGAUUCGGGCACGUACACAUGCGAGAGUGGAUCACUCAACAGCACAUUGGUAGUCGAUUUACAAGAACGUCCGUGUGAUAUCGCAUGCACUAAUGGCGGGACGUGUGAAGAUGGUGUCUGCCGAUGUGUCGGCGACUAUUCUGAUAGUUUCUGUCAGAAAUUGACCGUUGGAAGUACUUCCAUCUCUUUAGUACCAAACAUCACUAGUAAUCCAAGUGGUGGAGAUGAUAUCGUUGUUCUUUGCCAGACACGCGGAAGGGGCGCGCCCAAGAGACCCAGCUGGAGAUACCCUAACGGAGAAAACAUUUAUGCAUUAAAGAGAGCUGGUAGCAACGACCGUGUUUACAUUGUAAGAACGAAUGCCGUGUCAACUCGACUCAUUAUGAAAGGAGUUACAAAAGAGGAUGCAGGAAUGUAUCGAUGUUUUGCAAAGGAACUCAGCACAGUUUUCACCUUGGAUAUAGCAGAACUGCAAUGCACACUGCCUUGUGAGAAUGGUGGUCAGUGUGUCCAAGGUGUAUGUGAAUGUCCAGAAGGCUUUAGUGGUUCACAAUGUGAAAUUGAAGACGUCAGAUCAAUAGGCAAACGAAGUGCAGUAUGCCCCAUACCAUGCAUGAAUGGAGGCUACUGCAUUGAUAGCCAGUGUAUGUGUCCAUCUGGUUUUGCCGGUCCAACAUGUGAGAGCAUUCUGCCAAUGGGCAUCCUGAUAAGACGUGUGUCGGAGGAGCAAGGAGUGGGCAAGUUGAUGGAGUGGUCAUGCAUCGCUAAUGAGACACUGUCUCCAGACCCUCCCAAAUGGAUUGCACCAGAUGGCAGCGAAAUCCUUGUUGAUUCAGCAGGAUCAUUUCAGCGAGUCCAUGUGGAAGAAAAAUCAACAAGCAUUAGUAAUCUAGUCAUUAACGUAGUAGAAUUGAGUGAUGAUGGAUUCUACCAGUGCAUAUCUGGCAAUGUGCAGGCAACACUAAAGGUAGACCUCAGAGUAUCUGGUUGCGGCAACGGUUGCUUUAAUGGUGGUCAGUGUAAUAACAGCGAGUGCAUCUGUCCACCUGGCUUUGCUGGGUCGAGGUGUCAAAUAUCUGAGUGCCGGUUCCCGUGUGAGAAUGGAGGGCAGUGUGUGAAUGCCAUCUGUCGUUGCCGUGCAAGCUAUGUCGGAAUUUCUUGUCAAAGGAGAGUGGUCCAUUGUCCCGAAACCUGCCAGAAUGGUGGAACUUGCAGCUUUGGUCAGUGUUACUGUACUGCUGGUUAUUUUGGUGAAUUCUGUGAAAUGAUUGAGAGCGUUUGUCAGCCCAGCUGUGGAAAUGGAGGAACAUGCUUUAAUGGAAUUUGCAUAUGCCCACUUGGUUAUGAAGGAGUCUACUGCCAGAAUAAAGUUGAGAGUGUUGCCCAGCUUGUGAUCUUCCCAGAUGAACAACACAACCUUAUUGAAGGGGUCAACACACUGAUAAACUGUGAAUCAGUCGGACCAGACGCACCUAUGGAUCCUUACUGGACAGGCCCAUCUGGCAGGCUGCCCUCUAGAGAAAAUGCUGGUGAAGACGACCGUGUGUACUCGGAACAACUGACUGAUUUUGAAACAAACCUUGUCAUAAAUGGCUUCAGCAAAGCAGAAGUUGGUACAUAUACAUGUAAUGCAGGACCUCUGUCUAAGACCAUUCGCAUAGUGUCCCUUAGCCUCCUAUGUACUAAGCAGUGUAUUAACCACGGUGUUUGUGAGAAUGGAGCUUGUAGCUGUCCUCCAGGCUACUUUGGUGAACUCUGUGAGCUUGCAGAGGAUGGUGUUUGUAACCCACAUUGUGAAAAUGGUGCAACCUGUCAGCAGGGCAUCUGUCUCUGCCCAUUUGGAUACACUGGAAUUGCAUGUGAACUAGAGCAAUGCAAUCCAGAAUGCGAGAAUAACAGUAAAUGUAUUAAUGGAGUGUGCACCUGCCCACCAGGUUUCAGUGGACCAUUUUGCGAUGAAGACAUCAAUGAGUGUUUGAUCAACUCUGAGAUUUGUCCUGGUGAAUGUGUCAACACUCUGGGUAGUUUCCAUUGUGGCUGCACAGCAGGCUAUGAGCAAGGACCUGAUAAUGUUUGUAGAGAUAAAGAUGAGUGUGCUGGUGACCAUGGAUGCGACCAGAUGUGUGUGAACACCAUUGGCUCUUACUCUUGCUAUUGUAAACCAGGUUAUCUCAUGCUGCUCAAGGACAAUUCCUGUGUACCUCAAGGAUGCUUGUAUGAAGGACAACUCUACAGACACAAUGCUACGUGGGAAAUGGAUGCAUGUACAUCUUGUCACUGCAACUUAGGAAAAACGAUUUGUGAAGAAAAACCAUGCAAGCAAAAUCAAGAAUGUCAUCAGAAUGAUUACACGUACCAACAUGGUGAGACCUGGACUCCCGAAGUUGACACGUGCUCGGUAUGCAGUUGCAAUAGUAGUGUAGUACGCUGUGACCGUCAGGUUUGCCCUCUAACAACUUGUACCCAUCCUGUGUCUGGACACUGCUGCCCAGAAUGUCAUGAUUGUCUAUUUGCCGGUAGCUUGAUCCCCAAUAAAUCAGUGUUCACACCACCAGAUGAUGUGUGUAGCGAAUGCUCCUGCAAGGAUGGUACUGUAGAAUGCUCGGAAGUGAUCUGUCCCAAUGUAACAUGUAGCAAACCAACUGAAGGAAAGUGCUGUCUUACAUGUGAAGACAACUGCUUCAUCAAUAGCAUUGAGUACAAGGAUGGUGAAGUCUUUGAUCCUGUUGAUAAAAAGUGCUCUGUGUGCACAUGCAAUGAGGGAGUUAUUCGGUGCAGUAGACGCACAUGUCCAGAUGUAACAUGCGAGAAUGGGCGUAAAGUGCAUUUACCUGGCCGAUGCUGUCCAGACUGUACAGAUGUAUUGCCUGGAUGCUUGGACACUGAGGGCAGGCUUAAAACGUUUGGUACCACCUGGCAAGACGAUGAUCCAUGCAGGACUUGUACCUGUAUGAAUGACACCAGUAUUCAGUGUACAGAGCAGCAGUGCGAUAUAGAUUGUGAUAAUCCUGUGUCAAUAGAAGGCGAGUGCUGUCCUGACUGUAAAGGGUGUAUGUAUUAUGGUCGUGGCUACCAUACCGGCGACCAGUACCGCUCUGUCUAUGAACAUUGUGAUCAGUGCAUCUGUCUAGAAGGGGAAUCUGUCUGUGAGCCGAUCAGUUGUAAUACUGUCUGCUCCCAUCCAUACCAACCAUCAGGAGAAUGUUGCCCUCUCUGUCAAGAUUGUUCUUAUAAGGGACAAGUGAUUCCGGAUGGAUCUAUAUUCAAUCCUACUCUUGAUUCCUGCAGGACGUGUACUUGCAAUAAAGGAACGGUUACUUGCAUGGAACGAGAACAGUGCCCAGUUUUGAAAUGCCAAGUUACAACAACAGUCCCUGGUGAAUGCUGCCCUCGUUGUGCUGAAUCACAUUGCAUGAAAGAGGAUGGACAUGAAGUAGUUAGUGGAGAAUCAUGGAUAACACCGGAUGAUCCCUGCACUGAAUGUACAUGUAUUGAUACCAUAAUUAACUGUCUACCUAUCUUCUGCCGACAACCAUCCUGUUCUAAUGGUGUGAAGGUCGAGGGUCGGUGUUGUCCUGAUUGUACCAAGUGUAUGUAUGAGAAUAUGAUGUAUGAUGACAAUGAAGUCUUUGUUCCUGCAUCAGAUCCGUGUGCUCAUUGUCGCUGCCGGGAUGGCAACGUUGAAUGUAGAGCACAAACAUGCCCUGAGAUUAGCUGCUCAGUUACUGUUCAACCUCCUGGACAAUGCUGCCACCAGUGCCCGAUAUGUACAGAUACUGGAGGAAAUGAAUACACACAUGGACAAACAUGGAUUAAGACUGAUGAACCCUGUACAACCUGCAUGUGCAUUGAUGGAAAAACAGUAUGCACAGAACAGCAGUGUCCAUUCCAAUGUGGCAAUGCCUUGCCAUCUGAUGGUCAGUGUUGUCCAGUUUGUGAUGGAUGUGAUUAUGAGGGUGUUACUUAUCAAGAGAACGUCAUUUUCAAGCCCAACAACACAGACUGUAUGGAGUGCCUGUGUCGUGAUGGUAGUAUGGAGUGCCUUCCUAUUGUCUGUCCUGCUUUGACUUGUUCUUCAGAGGAAGUGAUCAUUGAGCCUGCAUCAUGUUGCCCAAUGUGUCCAGAAUCCCUAUCCUUGGAAACAACCGAGUGUGAAGAGAAUGGAAUCUUUUACCAGAAUGGACAAAUAUUUCAGCAGGAUGUGUGCACAACUUGUUCAUGUGCUAGAGGUAGUUUGAGAUGUGAAACUCAAGAAUGCACAGAUCUUGAUUGUCCAGUUGAACACCAGAUGAGCUUACCUGACCAGUGCUGUCCAAGUUGUGAAUUAACAAGCUGUAUAUUUCAAGGUAACAUGACUUGUACCAGGACUCCGUGUACAGUACCAGGAUGUGACGUUGAGGAACAAUACACGUUAGAAGGAGAGUGCUGCCCAAGAUGUCUUGAUGGAACAUGUUCAUAUGCUAGUAGAUUCUAUGCACCGGAUGCAGUAUGGCAGACUGGUUGUGAACAAUGUGUGUGUACAGAUGGCGCUGUUAACUGUACAUUAUCACCAUGUCCUUUAGUCGUUUGCCCAGAAGAUGAAGAGCUAGUGUUACCAGAGGGAGGAUGUUGUCAUCAGUGUGCACCCAAAAUCGCUACCUGCACUGUGUUUGGUGACCCCCACUAUAGAACAUUCGACGGCCGAUUCCUCACUUUCCAAGGCACCUGUACAUACACCCUCGCCAAAGACUGUGUAGAUAAUACUUUUGAGGUGAUAGUACAAAAUCAUGGUAAAGGAACGUAUGCAGUGUCGAGAACCCAGCUGGUCUCGUUCCAUCUGUUUAACAAGACGGUUGAUUUACUCCCCGAUAUGGAAGUGCGGCUAGAUAAGAAUGUCAUUACUUUACCCUAUGUGGAAGAUUCAUUUUUCAGUAUUCAAAAAAUAGGUAAGAAUGAAUAUAAUAAGAGUAGCAAUGGAACGUUAAUGUCGACAGCAUCCGAUUAUGGUAACACAUUCCUUGUCGGGGAAUUCCCAGAAUGUUCUUGUCGUGAAGGCAACGAGUUGGAGCCAUGCAUCAAAGCUGGAGGUGACCUGGAGGUCAGAGCUCGUACUCAGUGCAGUAUUUUAAAGGGUGAUGUAUUCAAACCAGCCCAUGUAAUUGUAGAUCCAAAUCCAUACUUCAGUGCUUGCCUGUACGAUGUAUGUGCUUGUCCCGCAAACGAGAAAUGUCUGUGUGAUAUUUUAGGCAUGUACGCACACGAGGCACGCAAGAAGGGUGUUGUGAUAAACUGGAGGUCUACUGAUUUGUGUACAAUUUCUUGCCCCGAGGGCAUGAUUUACGAUGAGUGUACAUCACCAUGCCAAGCAACUUGUGAAAACCAAAGUAACACAGACCAAUGUAUACAUACAAAAUGCGUUCCUGGGUGUGUUUGUUCGGCAGGAAUGGUACUUCAUAACUCCAAUUGCAUUAGUAAACAUGAUUGUCCUGUAAUUUAAAUGUAAUUUUUUACCAUUUCCCCGUCCUUAUUGUACACAAUUUCACCUAUUUCUGGUAAACAUUCAGUCUUUGUACAUUGGAGAAUAUUUGUAAGGUUUUGGAAUUUAGGAGUGUUAAUAAAAUCUAUUGAAUUCUUAGAAUUGUAUAAUAGUAGUUAAUAAUGAUAUUUCUUUCUUAUACAGUUGGUAUAUUUUAAGCCAUUUAAAAUUUAAAUGUAUUUAUUUGAGAAAAAAGAUGGUUUUAUAAAAUGUUUGGGAAGAAGCCUAUAGUGAAACAAUGCUAUAAUCAAUUAUGAUAAUAUAUUUUUGGAAAUAUAAAGCAAAGUUAAUAUUAGCAGUCUACUUUUUUUUUUUCGCAUGAAUAAAAAUGAGAACCCUUGUUGUAAGGGCUGCCAUAUUGAAAUCAUCAAUAUUAUUACAGUAAUAUUAAUAUUAAUAUCAUUUAUUGUUUGUUUGGGUAAAGAAUAACAUCCCUUGCUGUAAGGGAUAUGCUAUUGAAAUCAUCAAUAUUAUUAAAAUAUUAUUAUUAUUAUUAAUGUUAUUAAUAAUAUUAUUGAAUUAGUAAAUACAUAAUGAAUAGGUUUUGAUGACCUGAAUUGUGAAAUAAUUAAUUUCUAAUAAUUUUUAUUGCCAGAUCUUAGCAUUAAUCACAGAAGAAAUAACCGAAAAAGUUUUAAUGUUAAGUGAUUCAUUUGCAUCAUUUCGAACACAGGGAUAUUGAUGUAUAAAAUAAUAAUUAUGAUAUUCAGAUAAUUAUUGUUCACAGUUGUGGAGCUAUAGAGGGCGGUAAACUAUCUGAAAUUGAUUAAAGUGUAAUCAUAAU